Molecule: messenger RNA, 519 nt
Organism: Rhinocladiella mackenziei CBS 650.93
Lineage: Eukaryota; Fungi; Ascomycota; Eurotiomycetes; Chaetothyriales; Herpotrichiellaceae
Exons: 1
Coding region: 1-519 (172 amino acids)
Source: RefSeq, a predicted model, not a curated record
AUGGCCGUGAUCAACUACGGCGGCGGCGUGCCAAUCUCUUACCAAGCCCCCCAGUUCCCCUCCCUGUACUGGCCUGUCCGCGCCGCACCCGGCGAGGCUCAGUACCUGUACUACUUGUCCGACAUCUACCGCUACACAUUAUACUGGACCUUGAUUACGAUUUCGGCGGCACACGUCUGCGUUGCGACCUGGGCAGUGUUGAUGCAGUUCAACUCGGCAGCGCAUAGAAGGCGAUAUCUGAGAACUCCGGCGGGGAGGGCUCUGAGCGCAAAAAACAGGAAACUGCUGGGCGAAUAUCCUAUCGGCGAGACGUUGAGCUGGGUUUGGCUGAUCCCUCUCGUAUAUAUUGUCAUUGGUGGACUGGAGGCGUUACUGGCCGGCAGUUUGCUUGGCUUAGUGCUUGGAGCGGUUUACAAUGCUGGAUAUUUUAUGAUGAGUACUUGGACACCGUUGCUAUGGGGAAUCAUCAACAUGCUUGUCCUGGUUGUGAGCAGUUUUAGAAUACAGGGAGGCUUAUGA